AGCGCCCGCCAAAGAUGACCUUACCCUACUUGAAUUGCUUGCCUUUAUACCACAUGAAUUGAACCUUGGGGACCAAGAAGCGAUCACCCAAUAUUAAAUAAAUAAAAAACCAUAAAAUCAUUUCUCAGUAGUCAUUUAAAUCAUUUAACAAGAAUUAACACUACAUCUAUUCUUCUCAUUUUAUUUUACCUACUUCAAAAUGACUGAAACACACAAAAUAAUCCCAAACCUUAAAGAAACCCUCCACAUUACCCCAAACCCUGAUGGAACCUUCACUCGUCCCGUAGACAUUUACCCUAUCGUCCCUCCUUCCAUUGAUGACCUAGAUUCUCCUUCUCUUUCCAAAGAUGUAACUCUCAACUCCGAAAAAUCGACUUGGGUUCGAGUCUUCUUACCCAGACUAUUCCUUAGCUCAUUGUCGUCAUCUUCUCCUAGGAAGAAACAUCCUAUUAUUGUGUACGUUCAUGGCAGCGGCUUUGUUGUUGCCAGUGUCGCACACCCUAAUUUCCAUGACUUCUGCUCCUACGCAGCGAGCCAGCUCGCUGCGUUGGUUGUUUCUGUUGAGUAUAGACUCGCCCCUGAACAUCGUCUUCCUGCAGCGUAUGACGAUGUUCUAGAGGCUUUGACUUGGGUGAAAGAAGGUAAAGAUGAGUGGAUACAAGAGUACGGAGAUUUGUCUAGUUGUGUUAUGAUGGGUGAUAGUGCAGGAGGUAAUAUAGUUUAUCAUACUGGAUUAAUGGCCGCAGCUCGAGUGGAUGAAUUAAAACCGUUACAGAUAAAGGGUUUGGUUUUGAUCCAACCGUAUUUUAGCGGCUUGGUUCGGACUGAGUCAGAGCUCCGCUUGGAAAAUGAUAAAAUUUUAAAUCUUAAAUGUAACGACUUGUGUUGGGAAGCCUCUUUGCCGAUUGGGGCUGACCGGAGUCAUGAGUAUUGUGACUCGGUUAAAGAUGGUGGUUCGAGUUUAUUAGACCGGGUUCGAGAGUUGGGGUGGCGGGUUUGGGUGGUGAGUUGUGAUGGUGACCCACUUUUUGAUCGGAGUGUAGAGUUGGUGAAGUUAAUGGAGAAAAGAGGGUUGGAUGUUAAGUCUAAGUUUCGUGAAGGUGGUGAGCAUGGGAUGUUUGUGGGUAGUCCUUCUAAAUAUAAGGCAGAUGAAUUGUUGAAUUUUGUUAAAGGCUUUUUCUCUUAAAUUAUUAGUCAUUUAUUUGUCUUCAAAAUAAGUAUCAUUUGAGUGAAAAAAAGAGAGAGAGUAUGAUAUAAUUCUAUUGUAAUUGAAAUUUCAAGUCAUUUACCAUUACUUGAA
This is a messenger RNA of Chenopodium quinoa (quinoa), 1300 nucleotides long. RefSeq names its product carboxylesterase 1-like. The coding region runs from base 200 to 1186 and encodes 328 amino acids. NCBI's taxonomy places the organism in Eukaryota, Viridiplantae, Streptophyta, Magnoliopsida, Caryophyllales, Amaranthaceae. The transcript has a single exon. The record is from RefSeq and is a predicted model, not a curated record. Gene Ontology annotation, molecular function: hydrolase activity.